Entelurus aequoreus (snake pipefish) is the source of this 4272-nucleotide messenger RNA. RefSeq names its product SLIT-ROBO Rho GTPase activating protein 2 (gene srgap2). Gene Ontology annotation, cellular component: cytoplasm. Lineage: Eukaryota; Metazoa; Chordata; Actinopteri; Syngnathiformes; Syngnathidae. The coding region runs from base 363 to 3821 and encodes 1152 amino acids. Gene Ontology annotation, biological process: negative regulation of cell migration; signal transduction. The transcript is spliced from 23 exons. The record is from RefSeq and is a predicted model, not a curated record. Gene Ontology annotation, molecular function: protein binding.
CCUAUCGUGGCGUCUUCACGGGGGGUGAGCGGUUCACUCUUCAGGCGGACGUUGCGAGGCAGCAAGAGAACCUACUGACAAGUUAUCAGUCACUCCAAUGGCGGGAUGCAUCCCCCUUUGACUUGGGAGUGCUCGGCGGCGGGGAGGAGGCGCACAUGAACAUUGCGCGGCAGGAGGAGACGCAGCAGCUCCGCAUGCACCGGGAGUGAACCCACGCAGGGAGACAACGCGGACCCACCGUCACUUGCCUCAUCCGUUUUUUGCUCACAUUUACCCGCGUUUUGGAUAUUCUUUCAUUUAUUGACGAAUCGAGCGCCAAUUGACUUCGCAGCGAGGACAGGUUUGGUCAGCGAACUCCCGCCAUGACGUCUCCGGCCAAAUUCCGCAAGGACAAGGAGAUUGUGGCCGAGUAUGAAACUCAAGUGAAAGAGAUCCGUACCCAGCUGGUGGAGCAGCUCAAGUGUCUGGACCAGCAGUGUGAGCUCAGGGUGCAGCUGCUGCAGGACCUGCAGGACUUCUUCCGGAAGAAGGCGGAGAUCGAGGUGGACUACAGCCGCAACAUGGAGAAGCUGGCCGAGCGCUUCCUCACCAAGACGCGCAGCACCAAGGACCACCUGAUGAAGAAGGAGCAGAGCAUCCUGUCUCCGGUCAACUGCUGGAACCUGCUGCUGCUUCAGCUGAAGAGGGAAAGCCGAGACCACGCCACGCUGUCCGACCUCUACCUCAACAACAUCAUCCCUCGCUUCGCGCAGAUCAGCGAGGACUCGGGACGCCUCUUCAAAAAGAGCAAAGAGGUUGGCCUGCAGCUGCAGGAGGACUUGAUGAAGGUUCUCAAUGAACUUUACUCGGUGAUGAAGACCUACCACAUGUACAACACCGACAGCAUCAACGCCGAGUCCAAGCUGAAGGAGGCGGAGAAGCAGGAGGAGAAGCAGAUGGGGCGCUCCGGUCGCCAGGACGACCGCCAGACGCCGCGCUCGCCAGACGCCCUCGCCAGCCUCAAGGCCGACGACAAGCCCAUCCGCCGCUCCAGUGUGAAAAAAAUCGAAAAGAUGAAGGAGAAGAGACAAGCCAAGUACACGGAGAACAAGCUGAAGGCCAUCAAGGCCAGGAACGAGUACCUGCUGGCGCUGGAGGCCACCAACAGCUGCGUCUUCAAGUAUUACAUUCACGACCUCGCAGACAUCAUCGACUGCUGUGACCUGGGCUACCACGCCAGCCUAUACCGCGCCCUGAGGACCUACUUGUCCGCCGAACAGAACGUGGAGACGUCCAAGCACACGGGUCUGGAGACCCUGGAGGGGGCGGCUGAAAGCUUGGAGCCCAACGGGGACAAACAGAAGCUGAUGGAGACCUACAACAACGUCUUCUGCCCCCCAGCUCGCUUUGACUUCCAGUCGCACAUGGGAGACACGAUGGGAGUGGUGUGUGCACAGCAGCCACUGGAAGGUGAGCUUCUCCAGCGGUGUCAGCAGCUUCAGUCCCGACUCUCCACGCUGAAGAUCGAGAACGAGGAGGUGAAGAAGACCAUGGAAGCCACGCUGUCCACCAUACAGGACAUGGUGACGGUGGAGGACUACGACGUGUCUGAGUGCUUCCACCACAGCAACAGCAUGGAGUCGGUCAAGUCCACAUUCAGCGAGUCCUAUCUGAGCAAGCCCAGCCUCGCCAAGAGGCGCGCCAACCAACAAGAGACGGAGCAGUUCUACUUCACGAAGCUGAAGGAGUUCCUUGAAGGCAGGAACCUCAUCACCAAGCUGGAGGCCAAGCAUGACCUCAUCCAGAAGACCAUAGGAGAGAGUCAGAAGACCGACUGUUGCCUUGCCAGUGGACGGAGAAACUCGGCUCUACGGAAACAGGAAUCAGGCGAAGCCAUUCCACUGAUGGUGGAGAGCUGCAUCCGCUUCAUCAGUCGCCAUGGUCUGCAGCAUGAGGGCAUUUUUAGAGUGUCAGGCUCUCAGGUGGAGGUCAAUGACAUUAAGAAUGCCUUUGAGCGAGGUGAAGACCCAUUGGCGGGGGACCAGAACGACCACGACAUGGACUCUAUCGCCGGUGUCCUCAAGCUCUACUUCCGAGGGUUGGACCAGGCCCUUUUCCCCAAGGAAGUCUUCCACGACCUCAUCUCCUGCGUCUCCAUGGAGAGCCUGCAGGAGCGCGCUGUCCACGUGAAGAAAGUGCUGCAGGCGUCGCCCAGCAAAACACUCAUCGUCAUGAGAUACCUGUUUGCCUUCCUCAACCAUCUGUCCCAGUACAGUGAGGACAACAUGAUGGACCCCUACAACCUGGCCAUCUGCUUUGGCCCCACCCUGAUGUCUGUCCCUGAGGGCCACGACCAGGUCUCCUGCCAGGCCCAUGUCAACGAACUCAUGAAAACAAUCAUCAUCCACCACGACGCCAUCUUCCCGGGACUGCAGGACCUUCAGGGCCCCAUCUACACCAUCCCUGGAGCUGGCGAGGACUUCUGUGACAGUCCUCACUGUGAACCCCCCCUGGUUGAAGAGCCGGCGCCCGACACCGUGUCCGUCAGCCGCCACAGCGACGACGCAGCUCUAACCGACUCUGCAUCGCUCUUUCUCUUCUGGUUUGUCGCCACCCCGUCUCUGUCCACCGUCCUCUCAACUCCAGGCACCUUGGCUGUUUCAGAGUCGGACCCGGUGGAAGCCAUCGCCCGCUUCGACUACUCCGGCCGCACCAGUCGCGAGCUGUCCUUCAAGAAGGGAGCCUCUCUGGUUCUCUACCAGCGAGCGUCCGACGACUGGUGGGAGGGCCGACACAAUGGCGUGGACGGACUGGUGCCACAUCAGUACAUUGUGGUCCAAGACGUGACUGAUGGAGGAGGAGGCAGCCCAAAACCUGACAUGGACGCCAGAGACCAGCUGGAGGGCAGAGUUUCCACUCGAGGCAGCGCUGCGUCACCCACUGGAGCUCACGUGGCUGAUAUCUACCUGGCCAACCUCAACAAGAUGAGGAAGCGUCCAGAGUCCGGGAACAUCCGAAGAACCUUCCGGAGCUCAGACAGCGAUAGCUCAGGAGCCAGCGGAGGGGUGAGGACCGCGUCCCUACCUGUGGGUGGAGCGCUGGUGAAGGAGGCUACGGACAAACGUCCGGUCAGCGCUCACAGCAUCCUCAACUCAAUCACUCGCCACUCCUCGCUGAAGACCAAGGUGGACAGCCCUCAGCUGCGGAAAACGACGCCGGCAGGACGCUCCAAGAGCUUCAGCAACCACAGACCUCUGGAGCCUGAGGUCAUAGCGCAGGUGGAGCACAGCUCACAGGACAUCGAGGCGGCCAUGAGCUCGGCCCUGACUGAGCUGAGGGAGCUGGAACGUAAGAGCACCUCCAAGCACACCCCCGACGUGGUCCUGGACACACUCGAGCAGCUCAAGGUCGUGAGCGGAGGCGGCGGAGGAGGAGGCGGAGCCUCGGAGCCCUCCAGCCCGCUCCACUCCCGCCUGCUGCGCGACGGGGGCCCCUCCCACGCCCACCCGCUCCAGCGCAGCGCCUCCUCCGCCAGCGACGUGCCCUCCUCCUUCCGGGCCGCUAAGGGCCGGCCGAGGAGCCCCCUGCCCUCCGCAACCUCGCCCUCCCUCUCCUCCUCCUCCCUCUCCUCCUCCGUGCCCUCCUUCCGGGAGCUGCGUCCGCCGGCCACCCGGCCCAAGCCGGUGGUGUUCCCGAAGAGCGCCGGUUCGGCCACAGGGUCCCCGACAUCCGCCGUGCCCCUUACGCCUCCUCCUCCGCCCGGGGGGCACACACACUCCCUCCCCCAUGCGCCUCCUCCUCCGCCUCCUUCCCAGUCCAGCGACAAGUCCUGCCCGGCCUAGCACCUCCUCACUUCUCGCACUUAGUCCGGUGGACUUCACGCCACUCCUCAUGUUUCUCACCUGGGAACACCUGCUGCUUUUCAGUGGGCGGGGCCAAAAUGUUCUCCACCUUUUUUUUUUGUUGUAUCAUUCUAGCGAAAAGGGACUGUUUGGGUCCUAAAAAGAGGUCUGGUGAAAUAAAAACAGUCUUGCUGCUGGACGUUUGAAAGACUGGAUGCAGAAGAAAAGUGACAACUCUAAAUAUAGCAAUAAUACAAGCUGCUGGUCAUUCUGCUGCUUUUCUCCUGCAGCUCUUCUUCUGGGAGUCGGGGUCCACUGAAAGCCAGCGUUUCCUUUUUUGUACAUGUGAUGUAGGACUGUACACACACGUGUGCGUGCGUGUGCGUGCGUGUGUGUGUGUGUGUGUGUGUGUGUGUGUGUGUGUGUGUGUGUGUGUGUGUGUGUGUGUGUG